Capsicum annuum is the source of this 1968-nucleotide messenger RNA. RefSeq names its product beta-fructofuranosidase, insoluble isoenzyme 1. Lineage: Eukaryota; Viridiplantae; Streptophyta; Magnoliopsida; Solanales; Solanaceae. The transcript has 5 exons. Bases 26 to 1753 code for a protein of 575 amino acids. Gene Ontology annotation, molecular function: hydrolase activity, hydrolyzing O-glycosyl compounds. Gene Ontology annotation, biological process: carbohydrate metabolic process. The record is from RefSeq and is a predicted model, not a curated record.
UUCUUUUCAUCAAAAUAGAUUUUAUAUGCAAAAAAUGGAGUUAUUACGAAAUUGUUCUCUUUGGGUUUUGCCCAUUUUGUUUAUGAUUUUAUGCAGCAAUGGUGUUAAUGCUUCACAUCAAGUUUUCAUGAGGCUACAAUCAUCAAGUGCAUUUAGUGUAAGAAAAAUUCAUAGAACUGGUUACCAUUUUCAACCUCCUAAACAUUGGAUUAAUGGUCCAAUGUAUUACAAUGGAAUUUAUCACCUAUUCUACCAGUACAAUCCAAAAGGAUCAGUAUGGGGUAAUAUUGUUUGGGCUCAUGCAGCAUCUACAGACUUAGUUAAUUGGAUCCGUUUAGAGCAUGCAAUUUAUCCAUCCAAAGUGUUUGACAAAUAUGGUACGUGGUCAGGGUCAGCCACUAUUCUUCAUAAUAAGCCUGUUAUUCUCUACACCGGAAUAAUAGACGCUAAUAAUACUCAAGUGCAGAACUAUGCUAUACCCGCCGACUUGUCUGACCCAUUACUUCGUAAGUGGAUCAAGCCCGACAAUAAUCCAUUAGUAGUCGCUGAUAAGAGCAUCAACAAGACCCAAUUCCGUGACCCAACAACAGCUUGGUUGGGCCGAGAUGGACUUUGGAGAAUAUUGGUUGGUAGUGUUAGAAGACGUAGAGGAGUAGCAAUAUUGUAUAGGAGUAGGGACUUCAUGAAAUGGAUCAAAGCAAAACAUCCACUUCAUACAUCAGCCAAAACUGGAAAUUGGGAAUGUCCUGAUUUUUUUCCAGUAUCAACGAAUCAUACAGAAGGUUUGGACACAUCAUUUGACGGCGAGAAUGUUAAACAUGUCCUUAAAGUUAGUCUUGAUGUUACUAGAUUUGAGUACUACACAAUUGGUACCUAUCACACAAAAAAGGAUAGGUACAUUCCGGAUGAUGGAAUGACUGAUGGAUGGAAGGGAUUGAGAUUAGAUUAUGGCAAUUUUUAUGCAUCAAAGACUUUCUAUGACCCUCUCAAGAAUCGAAGAGUUCUGUGGGGAUGGACCAACGAAUCAGAUGUUGUUCCAACAGAUGCUAAGAAGAAAGGUUGGGCUGGAAUUCAGGCUAUUCCUCGCAAAUUGUGGCUUGAUCCUAGUGGUAGGCACUUGGUUCAAUGGCCUAUUGAAGAAUUAGAAAUCCUGAGAAAGCAAAAGGUCGAGCUAAGAAAUCACAACUUGGACAAGGGAGAAAUGGUUGAAGUUCAAGGAAUCACAGCUGCACAGGCCGACGUUGAAGUGACAUUUUCUUUCUCAAGUUUGAAAAAUGCAGAAGAAUUUGAUCCUAGUUGGGCUGAUCUUUAUGCCCAAGAUGUAUGUGCUAUGAGGGGUUCAACAGUUCAAGGUGGACUUGGGCCAUUUGGGCUUCUAACAUUGACUUCUGAAAACUUUGAAGAGUACACACCCGUCUUCUUUAGAGUGUUCAAGGCCCAAGAUAAAUACAAAGUUCUCAUGUGCUCCGAUGCUUCAAGGUCAUCCGUUAGAAAUAAUAUUAAAAUAUACAAACCAUCAUUUGCUGGAUUUGUUGAUGUAGAUCUAUCAGACAAAAAACUGUCUCUAAGGAGUUUGAUUGAUCAUUCAGUAGUAGAAAGCUUUGGUGCUGGUGGAAAAACAUGUAUUACAUCAAGAGUCUAUCCAGCAUUAGCCAUCUUCGAUGAAGCACAUUUAUAUGCUUUCAACAAUGGCACUGAGACUAUCACAAUUGAGACUCUUAAUGCUUGGAGCAUGAAUAAACCCGAGAGAUGAUCUAAGAUGUUUAGAGAAGGGAAAAAAAUGUUGUCUUUUCACUCUUUGUUCUAUUUCUAUUUUAACCCUUUUUCCUUGAAGAAAAUUUGUAUAGAUUUGCUGCUUCUUGCAAUGCUGGAUUAGGAUGCUAUUGGUAUUACAAUUCAGUUAUGUUUUCUAUUAAAGCUGAAUAUUUGCUGUUUGGUAUUAUAUAGAAUGGAACGAUCUUUUGCUAA